AUGUCAAAGAACGCUGUGUAUUCUCCAUGUAAUUUACAAACAAUUGGAACUGGAGGUCCUGACGCUGGACAUAUCAGCCCCUCAGAAGCUUUGCCACCAGGUGUCCCCAAUAUCAGCCCUAAGCCAGUGUUUUUUGUUACGACUGGGAAGACACAGUUAUUGAAUUACUCAUUCCGAACUGGAGAAGAGUUUGCUCUUGAAUUCAUGCAAGACAGGGCAAACACAAGGAAGCCUUUGGUUUCAAUCACCUCUGAUGAUAGGAACAUCAAAACCAGCUACACUCCUUGGGGGGAAGAAGCUAAUAUUUCUGGAGAUAAACCAUCAAAGAAGCUGCUGACAUUUCCUUCAAUCAGUGAAACUCAUCAACAAACAAAUAAGAGGUACCAACAAGAGAUAUAUAACUCUGGAUCAACUAGAAUGAAGUUCCUUUGCAACUUUGGUGGCAGAUUCCUACCAAGGCCAGUAGAUGGAAAGCUCCGGUAUGUUGGUGGUGAAAAGCAUCUGAUUCAGAUAAGUCAAGGAUUGUCAUGGCAAGAACUGAUCAGCAAGACAACCAAGCUCAUCAGGCAAGCUCACAUAGUCAAGUACCAUUUGCCAGGAGAGCAAGUGAAUGUGCUCAUCUCUGUUGCCUCUGAUGAUGAUGUUUACCAUAUGAUUGAUGAGUGCAUUGUCCUAGAAGAAAGCAAAGAACGGUCAACUAUGUACCUAUUUACUGAUGAAGAUGAUGAGCACCAUGUACAUUUUGUGGUAGGAAGCUCAUCAGAUGAAGAUACUGAAGCACAAUACAUUGCUCUGAUAAAUGGAUACAGAUACACUGGACCAGGUGAGAAAUUAAGUGCACGAGGACCUGGGAGUGCAUCAGCCAGUGAUCUGGAUCAGCUGAUGUUUGAUAUUGAUGACGCAGGAUCACUGACAGGCACAGGCAGGACAGAAGAAGCUUCAGCAUGCCUUAGAAGCAAGCAUUCACAAAAUAUUGUUACAGAAACAUCAAAAGAAUCCAGGAUUCCUCUACAUAAGUUUCCUCCCAUUAUCAUGGAACAAAUGACCAAUCAAGACUGUGCUAUACAGAGUAAUAAAGGCGAGGCGAGCUCCUAUCCUACCAGAAAGCAGUCAAGAAAUGUUAACCUUGCUUCAUCCAUGCCGUUGGAAUUCACAUAUCCGUCUAAGUGGGAGCAAAAUGGUAGUAACAGCACCUCAAGGCAGAUUCCUGAACUGCACAGGACAGCAACCGACAUAUCCAAGAUAGGUCAUAAUGCAGAAAGAGAUAAGGAAAGAGAUUAUCAAAAACCAGUGCACAAAUGGCCGAGUUCUGAUGAAAGCAUGAUAAACACAAGAUGUAGCUCCCAAGAAGACAUCAUCCCUUAUUCUGAUACAGAUCAGCUCAACAAAAUUAGAAGCACUAAGUUACAAAACAGGACAGAGUGGCUUGCUCCUACCCAGAUAUCUGGGUCAAAUGAAGCAGGAACUCACAUUUUGUGGGAUGACACACACAUCAAUGUGACGAAUCCAUACACCCAUGAGCAGGUAUUUUCAGUGAAUACUACCGGUUGUAUAGAGCAUAUUCUUCCUGAUGUCAUGCACACUGAUGUGGCCAAGAAAGAUAAUCUUUCUAUGCCAAUGGUCUAUGACAGUGAAAUGGCAUGUUCCCCACGUCCUUUUACAUCUUCAGACAACAAGGCAGCUGAGCUGCAAAAAAAUAGGCAUGUGCAUGCUUCUGGAGAAAAACAGCAAGCUUCUCCCGAUAGCAGACAGCAGGACAUACAGAUUGCUAGGUCUACUUCACUGGGAGGUGAAGGCAACCAUAUGCAGAUUGGAUCUUUAUCAGAAGAAGUUACAGAAAAUUUUCCAUCAUCAAUCUCAGAGCUUGAGGUACACGAAACCAGGGAAAAUAAACAAGCCCUUCCUGCAAAUGCAACAUUGGACAGAGACAUUAUAAGCAACGUACAGGUAAUAAGCAAUGAGGACCUCGAAGAUCUGCAGGAGAUGGGCUCUGGUGCAUUUGGAACUGUCUUCCAUGGAAGAUGGAGAGGAACAGAUGUUGCCAUCAAACGGAUAAAGAACAGCUGCUUCAUGUAUUCAUCACCUGAGACAGAUAAACUGAUUGUGGAGUUUUGGAGAGAAGCAGCAAUCCUCUCGAAACUUCACCACCCUAAUGUGCUGGCAUUCUACGGGAUUGUGAAUAAUGGACCUGGGGGGACAUUAGCAACUGUGACAGAAUUCAUGGCAAGUGGAUCUCUCAAGAAAGUCCUUUUGCACAAACAAAAAUUACUUGACCGGCGCAAACGGAUUACUCUUGCUAUGGAUGUGGCUAUUGGAAUGGAGUACUUGCAUUCUAAGGAUAUAAUUCAUUUCGAUUUGAAAUGUGACAACUUACUGGUGAAUCUCAAUGAUCCAUCUCGUCCGAUAUGCAAGGUAUCUGAUUUUGGUUUGUCCAAGGUGAAACAAACUACAAUGGUCUCAGGUGGGAUGAGGGGAACUCUUCCAUGGAUGGCUCCUGAAAUGCUUGAAAUGAGCAGCAAUAUGGUAUCAACCAAGGUUGAUGUGUAUUCUUUUGGAAUCAUAAUGUGGGAAAUACUCACGGGCCAGGAACCAUAUGCUGGCAUGCACCAUGGAGGAGUUAUAGGAGGAAUUUUGAGCAACACAUUGAGGCCACCGGUGCCAGCAUCAUGUGAUCCACAAUGGAGGGAACUGAUGGAGCGGCGGAAGGUUACUGCCGAUGACCUAUGGACAGAGAGUGGCAGCAGUAAGAGUGGGAAGAACUGGAAAAGGAAGAGUUCUUGGGAGUUUGGUGAAGACGACAACGAUGACUUUGAGGCUGAUUUCGAGGGAUUUGUGGAUGGUGAUAGCGAGGAAGAUGAGUUCCAAAUGAACAGUUCAAAUCUCGUGGUGGGGUUCAAUGUUCAUACUGCCAAAGUGGCCAGCAGGAAGAGAAGGACACAGUAUAGUGGGAUCCGGCGGCGCCCUUGGGGCAAAUGGGCAGCUGAGAUCAGAGACCCAUGCAAGGGCGUCCGAGUCUGGCUUGGCACCUACAGCACUGCUGAAGAGGCUGCAAGAGCCUAUGACAUGGCAGCCUGGCGCAUACGUGGCAAGAAAGCCAAGGUGAACUUCCCCGACGCCAUCACACAUCCCGAGAAACGCCGGGGGCGUGUGACUCAACCAGGAAAGAAGAUUACGUCACAGGAGGUGCUGAAACUUGACGACACCUCUGUCGAUCAUGUCAUCUCAGCUGGCAGCAGCACUGAUGAUGCCACCGUCAUCAAGCUUGAGUUGCCAGACUCAGCUUCUCUGCCACCCAUGUCCAGCGCAUGGCUUGAUGCGUUUGAGCUGAAUCAGGUCAACGAGUUGAGCUACCUUGAAGCUGAAGGGAAACGCGUAGCUGAAGAAAUUGUUGGGGUGACAGAUAUGGUUUUUGGCAAUGGCGAAGCGAGGACUGCCGAUGAUUUUGGGUAUUAUGAGCCUUUCCCGAACUUCAUGCAGUUACCUUACAUCGAAGGUAACUCAUAUGAAAACAUCGACGCCCUUUUUUCAACGGUGGCGCCCGUUCAGGAGGGCGUCAACAUUGAUGUCUCUGGAGUUUCGACGACGUGCCAAUGGACCACGGUGUUUACGGAGACGCAACAGCUCAAGGAUCAUAGUUUCAGGUUGGGGCGAGGGAAGGUGAUGUUGUAUCUUGCUACUGUUGGCCUGAUGGAAGCACCAGUAUUGGUGGUUAAAUUCAAUCCAACUGAACCUAUUCAACUUGUACAUGAGUGUCUCAAUGUUCCAACUCUCAAAAGGAGUUCUUGGGGCUCAAAAGGAGUUCCUGGAGAAUGGCGUGAAAUUUGA
This is a messenger RNA of Miscanthus lutarioriparius, 3825 nucleotides long. Lineage: Eukaryota; Viridiplantae; Streptophyta; Magnoliopsida; Poales; Poaceae. The record is from the annotation of a GenBank genome assembly.